GACAUCAACACGCCAUGCAUAAUCACAGACAACGUCCAGGAGUUUGGAGACGGAGAGAACACUGAUUUCGAGACGGUGUUCGUCCUCACAGAGUUUGAUUCUCCCGACUACAGCUACCUCUACAAACACGACAACCGCAUUAUUGGGCCUCCUGUUGUGCUUCACUGUGCUGCAAAGGAGGAACCUCUGCAGUUCUCAUGCCGUCCUCUCUACUCCACAACAAUGCUUAACCUGUCGCUGUGUUUCACCGGCUUCAGGAACAAAGAGGAAAUGAAGAACUUGGUGAAUCUGGUUCAUCACAUGGGUGGGACCAUCCGGAAAGACUUCAGCACCAAGGUUACUCAUCUCAUCGCCUACUCUACUCAUGGAGAGAAAUACAGGCUGGCAGUGUGCAUGGGGACGCCCAUCCUCACUCCAUCAUGGAUUCACAAGGCCUGGGAGAGAAGAGAUGAUGUGUGCUUCCAUGCAGGAGAAGAGGAGUUUCGAACAGAGUUCAAAGUGCCUCCAUUCCAGGACUGCAUCCUGAGUUUUUUGGGUUUCUCAGAUGAAGAGAAGACCAACAUGGAGGAGAGGACUCUCAAACACGGUGGCAGUUAUCUUGAGAUUGGAGAUGAGAGGUGCACACACAUGGUGGUAGAGGAAAACUCAGUAAAGGAGCUGCCAUUUUCUCCCUCCAAGAAACUCUUUGCAGUCAAACAGGAGUGGUUCUGGGGAAGCAUUCAGAUGGACGCUCGGGCUGGAGAAUCUAUGUACCUCUACGAGAAGAACGACAGCCCGGCCAUGAAGAAGGCGGUGUCCCUCCUGUCACUCACCACCCCCAACAGUAACCGCAAGCGUCGGCGUCUGAGGGACACGCUCGCUCAGCUCACCAAGGAGACGGAGAUCUCCCCAUUCCCUCCACCACGCAAGAGGCAAUCAGCAGAGCACAACCUGUCUAUAGGUUCGCUGCUGGACAUCUCUAACACCCCUGAGACAUGCAAAGCCUUGGCAGAGAGUUCGAAGCCAUCCAAAAGUUCGACUCCGGUUCUGUCCAAGCAGUCAGCCAGGUGGCAGGUCUCCAAGGAGCUCUACCAGACUGAGAGCAACUAUGUAGACAUUUUAAGCACCAUCCUACAGCUCUUUAAGCUGCCAUUGGAAAAAGAGGGGCAGGUGGGCGGACCCAUCCUAGCCCAAGAAGAAAUGAAAACGAUAUUUGGCAGCAUCCCAGACAUCUACGAGGUCCACACCAGAAUAAAGAGUGACCUCGAAGAUCUCCUUUCAGACUGGUCAGAGGACAGGAGUGUGGGGGACAUCAUACUCAAAUAUUCUAAAGAGCUGGUGAAGGCCUACCCACCCUUUGUCAACUUCUUUGAAAUGAGCAAGGAAACUAUUGUUCGGUGUGAGAAACAAAAGCCACGCUUCCAUGCUUUUCUCAAGAUCAACCAGGCCAAGCCAGAGUGCGGCAGGCAGACGCUGGUGGAGCUGCUAAUCAGACCUGUACAGAGAUUGCCUAGUGUGGCCCUUCUUCUAAACGACAUAAAGAAGCAUACGUCAGAUGACAACCCAGACAAGAUAAAACUGGAGAAAGCUAUUGAGUCUCUGAAAGAGGUUAUGACUCACAUCAACGAGGACAAGAGGAAGACCGAGGGCCAGAAGCAGAUCUUUGAUGUCGUUUAUGAAGUUGAUGGCUGUCCUAUUGCAAGGAAGCGACACAAGGUGAUCAAUACAUUUAAGAGUCCACUGGGACAGACGAGACCACCGCCCCCGCUCAAACACAUCGCACUGAUGCCGCUGUCCCAGAUUCGAAGAGUGCUGGACCUGCAGGACUCAGAGGAAUGUGUGAACGCAUUUGCCUUGGUGGUUCGCCCUCCAACUGAACAGGAGAACUUGUUGUUCAGCUUCCAACUGGUGGGAGAGGAAACAGUGAAAAGCACCUGGCUACGAACACUCUGCCGCCACGUCGCCAACACCAUCUGCAGAGCUGAUGCGGAGGACCUGAUUCAGUGUACAGACCCAGACUCACUGCAGGUCAGCACCAAGGAUAUGGACAGCACCCUGAGCAAAGCCUCCAGGGCCAUCAAGAAGACUUCUAAAAAGGUGACAAGGGCUUUUUCUUUCACCAAGACCCCGAAGCGUGUGAUCCAGAGGGCGUUCAUGGCCAGCGGUACUCCAGAUGAGAAGAGCCAGAGGCUGAGCUGUGAAAACCGUAUCGGCAGCAGCUCCACGUUGGCUAUGUCUCGCUCUGCCUCCACGUUCAGUUUGAGUGAUUCUGCCAAGUGCAGUGCCGUGGUGCAGCGGUCUAACUCUCUGGAUCAUCCUCCUGUCAGAGCCAGGGUCCCUGUCUGUGUGCGUACCCCCUGCAGCCCAGCCCGUAGCCCCGGCCCCAACACUGCCCCUGAGGUCAACCAAAGCCUCUACCCCAACUAUUGCCCUAGCACCCGACAACGCAAGUCUAUCCUUCAUGCCCCAUUAUCGGCCCAACCAGCACAACCUCAUUCAGGCCUCUACACUUCCCAAAAGUCCACCACUUCAACCCAUCCCACCUCUACCUCCACCUCCAUUCCAACUGUCCAAAACUCCAAAAACUCCCAGCUAAAAUCUAGCCAGCAUGUAUCCAGACACCUCCCCUCUGUAGGGUUUCAAACAAGGUCCCCAGCUCCCCAUCCUGUUAAUGUCAAAGGCAGGACCUUUUCUGACUCAUGCAGGGAUACCCUAGUCCCCUUGGACCCACGCAAACCUGUCCUGGCCAGUCCUCGCAAGGAGACUCUGCUCUAAACCAUCGCUAAGCUCAGUCCUGGAGUCUGAUGCACACCAUUCCCCAUCCAUGGUCAAUCUGCCUUCCAUGUUUGAGAGGAAGUACCACACAUUCAGUCGCUCGACCACCCACCUCUUCUG
Messenger RNA from Morone saxatilis (striped sea-bass), 2874 nucleotides. RefSeq names its product epithelial cell transforming 2 (gene ect2). NCBI's taxonomy places the organism in Eukaryota, Metazoa, Chordata, Actinopteri, Moronidae. The record is from RefSeq and is a predicted model, not a curated record. Gene Ontology annotation, biological process: mitotic cytokinesis; regulation of cytokinesis, actomyosin contractile ring assembly; nervous system development. Gene Ontology annotation, cellular component: cell cortex; nucleus. Gene Ontology annotation, molecular function: guanyl-nucleotide exchange factor activity; GTPase activator activity.